CUAAGUAGUUUAAAUACACGUGUGAUGAUUGUAGCUUGUAGUUUACGUAAAAACAACGUAAAUAGAGUGUAAUUAAUAAAAUAGCUACGAUGGCUAAUACUAUUGUAAACAACAAUGCUCCACAAGUACAAAUAAGAUUCGUUACCAAGCAAGAACAAUAUGCUGUUCCAGACUUUCCAUUAUCUGUACAUACGGCUAUUACACCAAAUGAAUUGAAUACUCUAGUGAAUGAGCUCUUAAAAGAAUCGACUGAUACAAAAAAUGAUGUAGAAUUUGAUUUUCUGGUGUGCUCUCAGUUUCUACGUACUUCAUUAUUGGAUCACAUAACAGAGAAGAAUAUUUCUACCGAGGAGGUUAUAAUAGUAGAAUAUGUAGAAAAGUAUCCACCUCCAGAGCCACAGGACUGUCUUAUACAUGACGAUUGGGUAUCCACAGUUGCAGUUUGUGAAAAAUGGAUACUGACUGGAUGUUACGACAAUACGUUACAUAUCUGGACAUCAAAAGGGAAACAUCACCUUGUAAUUCCUGGUCACACAUCACCCGUUAAAGCAGUGGCAUGGAUAUCCUUGAAUGAUGACACUGCAAGUUUUGUUAGUGCAUCUCAAGAUCAAACAGCUAUAAUAUGGGUCUGGAACAUUUCGGAGAAUUCUGUAGACUGCAUACACGUAUGCAGGGGUCAUGAACGUGGACUCGAAGCUGUUAGUGUAAACUAUGACCAUACCAUGAUGGCAACUGGUGCUUGGGAUACAAUGCUUAAAAUUUGGUCCACAUCUAAUCAAGACGAAAAUGAAGAUGGUGAAUCUACGUCGAAAAGAUUGAAGUCAGAGCAUGGUAAAACAAGGACUCCCAAAAGAACGAUGAAAGGUCAUAAAGAAGCUAUCAGCGGUAUAGUCUGGUCAGAUAAAACGGAAGUCAUAACAUGUGCAUGGGACCACACGAUAAAACUAUGGGAUACGGAAUUAGGAGGCAUUAAACAUGAACUUGCUGGCAAUAAAAGUUUCUUUGACAUUGAUUAUUCUCCUUUGUCGCGUGCUGUUAUAACAGCAUCUGCUGAUAGGCACAUCAGGUUAUAUGAUCCAAGAUCUAUAGAGGGAACGCUUGUGAAAACAAUAUUCACAUCUCACACACAAUGGGUACAAUCUGUAAGAUGGUCGACUAUGGAUGAAAAUCUGUUUAUUUCAGGGGCGUAUGAUAAUAACAUGAAACUUUGGGAUACCAGAAGCCCCAAAGCGCCAUUAUUUGAUCUAUCCGGGCACGAAGACAAAGUAUUAUGCUGCAACUGGUCGAAUCCUAAGUUCAUAGUGUCUGGAGGUGCAGAUAACACUGUAAGAAUAUUUAAAUCGAAACAUAUUGUCCGUUAAUGACAAACUAGCAGCAUUGUAACAAUUACAUAUAACAGGACAAACAAAAUAUCAUCUAAAUAGUGCAAAUUUAAUAUUUAUUUUACUCUAAAUUAAACAAUGUAAUCGUCUAAAUGAAAUAGAGUUCAGUAUUUUUGCCGCCAUGACACGUACUGAUCAGAAAAUCUUGUAAUCGAUGUAAAACAAACGAAUGAUUCACGCUCGCGAUUGCAUCGUCGCGUUCCAAAUAAACCA
Messenger RNA from Dufourea novaeangliae, 1595 nucleotides. Its product is annotated as ribosome biogenesis protein WDR12 homolog. NCBI's taxonomy places the organism in Eukaryota, Metazoa, Arthropoda, Insecta, Hymenoptera, Halictidae. The coding region runs from base 90 to 1361 and encodes 423 amino acids. The transcript has 9 exons. Gene Ontology annotation, biological process: ribosome biogenesis. Gene Ontology annotation, molecular function: protein binding. Gene Ontology annotation, cellular component: preribosome, large subunit precursor. The record is from RefSeq and is a predicted model, not a curated record.